Molecule: messenger RNA, 2670 nt
Organism: Pristis pectinata (smalltooth sawfish)
Lineage: Eukaryota; Metazoa; Chordata; Chondrichthyes; Rhinopristiformes; Pristidae
Gene: tab1
Product: TGF-beta activated kinase 1/MAP3K7 binding protein 1
Exons: 10
Coding region: 132-1661 (509 amino acids)
Biological process (GO): protein dephosphorylation
Cellular component (GO): cytosol
Molecular function (GO): protein serine/threonine phosphatase activity
Source: RefSeq, a predicted model, not a curated record
GGAGGCGGGAGAGAGGGGGAAGGGAGGGGGAGAGGAAGAUGGGGAAAGAACGGGUGGCGAGGAUAUGGGGGACUGAGAGCAGCUGUAGCCUCCCCUUCCCCCCUCGCUGAGUGUGAGGGAGACUGGUGAUCAUGUUUGGACAUUGCUGUCUGAUUUCCCACCGUGACCAGGAGCAGCCUAGCUGGACAGAUGACCUCACUGUGUGCCACCUGUCGGGGAUUGGUUAUGGCACAAACCGCAUUUACCAGCUGGAUGGAACCAGCACUGAGGCCCACACCUUGGAGGAUGGCUGGCUGAGGUUUCGAGAAGACGAGUGUUUCCUUUAUGGGGUCUUCAAUGGAUACGAUGGAAGCCGAGUCUCAAAGUUCGUGACACAAAGGCUGACAGCGGAGCUCUUGCUGGGACAGCUAACUCUGAGUCACAAUGAUGCUGACGUACGCAAGGUGUUAUUGCAGGCCUUCGAUGUGGUGGAACGCAGCUUCUUCGAAUCCAUUGAUGAUUCUCUGGCAGAAAAGGCCAACCUGCAGUCUCAGCUUCCCGAGGGCAUUCCUCACUCCCAGCUUCCACAACAGUAUCAGAAACUCCUGGAAAAACUCAAUAAAAUUGAACAGGAGAUUGCAGGAGGAACAACUGCCAUUGUUGCGCUCAUUCUCAACAACAAACUCUACAUUGCCAACAUAGGCACGAGCCGAGCCUUGCUGUGUAAAUCCACUGCAGACGGACAGCUCCAGGUGACUCAAGUCAGCGUCGAUCACACGACAGACAAUGAGGACGAGCUCUUUCGCCUGUCGCAGCUUGGUCUUGAUGCUACAAAAAUUAAACAAUGUGGGUUGAUUGGAGGUCAGGACAGCAGCCGCAGGAUUGGAGACUACCGAAUGAAGUACUGCUACAGUGAUGUGGAAAUGUUGAGCCCUGCCAAGACGAAGCCAGUGAUCGCAGAGCCAGAAAUUCACGGAGGACAGUCGCUGGAUGGGGUGACGGGGUUUUUGGUGCUGAUGACAGAUGGACUGUACAAAGCCCUGGAGGCAGCUCAUGGUCCUGGACAAGCCAAUCAGGAAAUCGCAGCCAUGGUAGCCACUGAGUUUGCACUGCAGACGAGGCUGGACGCUGUGGCCCAGGCGGUGGUUGACCGAGUUCGACGGAUACAUCGCGAUACCUUCAUCAGUGGAGGCGAAAGGUCAAAGUUUUGUGACAGACAUGAAGACAUGACCCUACUUGUUCGAAACUUCAACUACCCUCUGGGGGAGAUGAGCCAACCGUCCACAAGCCCGACCCAGGGGGGUCGAAUCUACCCAGUCUCCGUCCCUUACACCAGCACACAAGGAACUCUGGGGAAAACCAGCGUCACGCUCUCCCUAGUGAUGCCAUCCCAGAAUCAGAUGAUGAACGGUAACCACAGCAACUCAACAGGGGACGAGACCACGCCCACACUCACUAACAGCCAAAGUCCGACAGCCACAUUGCAGUCAACCAACACGCACACACACAGCAGCAGCUCCAGCUCAGGUGAUGGGCAGGGCCACUUGUUCCACCGGCACCGGCUCCCUCACACCCUUCAACCUGACCAGGAUGGUCGCGUCGAGCCCUACGUCGACUUCUUGGAGUUCUACCGACUUUGGACUGUGGACCACAGUGAACAGACCCUAGCCGGAGUCCAGUAGAUGACCGGUCAGCACUGCCUCUGGCCGCAGUUGAGCUGCUGGGAGGCUCUGGGUUAUGACAUAAAGUGAACCCUAUCUGGGUCAUUGACUCGUCAACUCUCCAUGAGAGACGGGAGCUGAACGUCAGACAGUGUUUCAGGACUGCCCAUUCUCUCUCGGAUUUCACCUCCUCACAACAGCAGCUAACCAGGGCACCAGAGCCCUGCAGAUGGAGAGGAAUAUUUGAAUGUCUGUGUUUGUGUUAGGAUUGGGCCGAAUUCAUCUGUGAUGACCUCAACCAAAUAGCCUGCCUACUGCUUAAGCCAUGAUUGGCCGAAAAACGCCCAGAAGGUGCAAGGCAGCUUCGGGGGGUGGGGGGGUGGGGGGGAGAUGGAGCUGAGGUUGCUUGACUUCUUGUUCUUGAGGAACCUUCUGACGAACUCUUGAGUGCUGGGUGUGUGUUCAGGAGCUGAAACAUGUCACUGUUGUUUGAUCCAACAUCGCAAAAGUGUUUUUAAGCAGCUGGGCUAAGCUUAUCAGUGGCUGCAGUCAGAGUCCCAGGUGAUGAAGCUACGAAUAAAAGACGUUAUGCUGCCACUCAUCCAGCCUUGUGAUCUUUAUCUAAAGAGGGCAUGUUGCACAUGCCGAUUAGCAUGUGAAUGACUGGAAGUUGUAAUCAGUCAGAAUGUUACAGUAAAUGAAAAUCCAAACAAAACUGCAGAUGCUGGAAUCUAAAAUAAAGAUAGAAAAGGCUGGAAACGCUCAGCAGGUCGGGCAGCAUGUAUGGAACAAGAAACAUGAACUCUAUGUUUUGAUCUCAAUAUUCUCCCAUUAGCCAGUUGACCAGAGGACUGCAACUUAUCCCCACAGCAACCCUGGCCUCACCCUAUCACAAAUAUUUACUUUGUCUUAUCCAUCCCUCCCCAAAUGUAAAGCAUUGUUUUUCUUUGACCUGAAACAUUAAUUGUGUUUCUCUGUCCACAGAUGCUAUCUGAUCAGCUGAGGCAUUUUCUGUUUUCAUUUCAAAGCA